AUGGCUCCGGCAACUCCUCCUCGAUCGAGGAACAGACGUGCUGGGAAAUCAGUAAUGCUCGAGCCUCCAAGACCCGAAAUGUUUCCCAUGUCCCCACAACGCCAACCGCAUCUAACGGCCCCUGUGACACCCGGAAGCGUGGGAACCAAACCUAACAUGUCGCAUUUCAACAGACUGAGGUCACCGUUGCAUCGGUCGCCCGCCAGAGGGCUCAGAACGCCGGAAUACACGCCCAUGAAGCCCUCGGAAAGUGUGAGGAAGAAAUUGGAUUUUGGCGAGGAAACUGAGGAUUUGCAAAGCGUCGGAAGAGUCUUGUUUCCUGAAACCAGUGAUGCUAAUCCGCAACGCUCGCAAAACGGUUUUCUAGCCCCUGGGCCAGCAUCUCGAUUGCUACAAGGGGCACCAGGGCUUCUGCCGCCAAGCUCAACUUCUAAGGCUUUUUCCUUUAUCCUGGAAGACCAAGUCGAUGAUGAAAGACCCAUUUCAAAUGUAGAUACCAUUGAUUGGGAUUCUGAUUCCUUGCUUCAUGCCAGAAAAGUGGCCAAACAAACACCUAGUACACCCAGUGAUAGGAUUGUGACUUUUGAGCUGGCCAAGGAUUGGAACAAUAACUCGCAAUCGUGUUUCUCCUCUGACGAAGAAGUUGAAGAAACAAGUAUAACACAGAAAUCGCUAGAAAACCCGUUUGUGGACAGCUCCGUUCCUAGUGAAGAGACCAGAAGACGACGCAAAGAACUGCUGAUAGCUGAACAUCCAGGUAUAGAAGAUACAAUUCAAUACGUUGACAAAAAUGGAAAGGUGGUCAAGGAAAGGCAUUUGACCGCAGAGGAGCAGCAAAGAUUUCGACCUAGAAAGUUAUUUGCGGAAGAACUGGCAAGGAACUCUAAGGAUUGA
Lachancea nothofagi CBS 11611 is the source of this 894-nucleotide messenger RNA. The record is from the annotation of a GenBank genome assembly. Lineage: Eukaryota; Fungi; Ascomycota; Saccharomycetes; Saccharomycetales; Saccharomycetaceae.